GUGCCGUAAGGUGGAGCCGUGCCCCUCAGUCGCGAAGGGUCGUGCGGCGCCUCCCUCCCCUCCCCGCCCCGGCCGCUGCGGUAAGGAUGGCGGCCGAGUUCCACCUGCGCACCGGGAAGCUGGUGGCCCUGCUCAACGGCAACCGCACGGCCAAGCGCAACAAGCCGACCGAGGAGUUCAACCACGGCCUGGCCAUGAGCCGGGAGCCGCUCGGCGACGGGCAGCUCUUCCAGGUGCGCAUCGACCGAAAGGUGAAUUCCUGGAGCGGCUCAAUUGAGAUCGGGGUGACCGCAUUGGAUCCCAGCACCUUGGACUUCCCCAGCAGCGCCACGGGACUGAAGGGCGGCUCGUGGAUCAUCUCGGGCUGCUCGGUGCUGCGUGACGGCCGCUCCGUGCUGGAGGAGUACGGGCAGGACCUGGACCAGCUGAGCGAGGGCGACAAAGUGGGCAUCCAGCGGACGGCCAACGGGGAGCUCCACCUAUGGGUGAAUGGCCGGGACUGUGGGGUAGCCGCCCUGGGGUUGCCCUCACAGGUGUGGGCAGUAGUGGACCUGUACGGCAAGUGCACUCAGGUGACGGUGCUGGGCUGCGACACCAUCCUCCGGAGAGAGGAACCCCUCAGGGCCACCACUGCUGAGGAAGGUUUCGUGGGGAUGGAGCUGUCGGACGUGGUGAACAACGCCAUCCUCUCGGCGUACAACGGCAACCUGCUGAAUGUCAGCCUGGGCAGCCCCCUGGACAGCUGUUCAGUCACCUCCAACGACGCCCUGCUCUUCCACGAGAAGUGCGGCACCCUCAUCAAGCUCAGUAAUAACAACAAGACGGCGGAGAGGAGGCGGCCGCUCGACGAGUUCAACAACGGCGUGGUCAUGACCAACCGGCCGUUGCGGGACAAUGAGAUGUUUGAGAUCCGAAUCGACAAGCUGGUUGACAAGUGGUCUGGGUCCAUUGAGAUUGGCAUCACUGUGCAUAAUCCAAAUAACUUGGACUACCCGGCAACAAUGACCAAUCUCCGAUCAGGGACAAUUAUGAUGAGCGGCUGUGGAAUCCUGACCAAUGGGAAGGGGACGCGGAGGGAGUACUGCGAGUUCAGCCUGGACGAGCUGCAGGAGGGGGAUCACAUCGGCCUCAUGAGGAAAUCCAGUGGAGCAUUGCACUUUUAUAUAAAUGGUAUUGACCAAGGGGUGGCGGCAACCCAGACCCUGCCUACUGUCUACGGGGUGGUGGAUCUCUAUGGCAUGGCAGUGAAGGUGACCAUCGUCCAUAACCACAACCACUCGGACCGCCUGCGCAGGAACAACGCCAUCAUGAGGGCCCUGUCGCCGGACGUGGGGCGGCGUGUCUUUGACUCGGGGGACGUGGAGGUGGAGCGGCUCCUCUUCCACCCCAACUGUGGGCAGAAGGCCGCCAUCGUAUGCGACGGCCGGACAGCCCUGAGGCCGCAUGCAACGGAUGACUUUAACCACGGCGUGGUACUCAGCAACAGAUCCCUCAGGAGCAACGAAAUCUUCCAAGUACGUAUUGACAAGAUGGUAGACAAGUGGGCUGGGUCGAUAGAAAUUGGCGUGACCACCCACAAUCCUGCUUACCUCCAGCUGCCGUCCACUAUGACCAAUUUACGCUCAGGUACUUGGAUGAUGACCGGUAAUGGGGUGAUGCACAAUGGAACUACAAUUCUAGAUGAGUAUGGUCACAACCUUGAUCGCUUAAAGGCAGGUGACACAGUUGGCGUUAUGCGCAAAGAAGAUGGAAGCUUGCACUUCUUUGUAAACAACGUGGAUCAGGGACUUGCAGCGUCCAACGUACCGUCCAAUGUUUACGCCGUAGUUGAUCUCUAUGGCCAAGCUGCCCAAGCCACUAUCAUAGAUGAUAUAGAUCUGCCACCUCUGCCUGACGACAUGUUGGAGGGCAACAACCAGAUCUCUCCCUGCAGCAUCUUCUCACUCACCCCCAGCAACGACCUCCGGUUCCAUCACCUCCACGGGAACAAUGCUGUGAUCACAAACGGUGGGCGGACUGCCUUCCGGCAGAACUGUCGCAGCGAAUUCAACGACGCCAUCGUCAUGUCUAGCAGAACGUUGAGGGAAGGGGAAAUGUUUGAAAUUCUAAUUCAGAAGAUGGUGGAUCGGUGGUCCGGAUCAAUAGAGGCAGGUGUUACAGCAAUCCGUCCAGAAGAUCUUGAGUUCCCCAGUACCAUGACGGAUAUUGACUAUGACACCUGGAUGCUGAGCGGCACGGCCAUCAUGCAAGAUGGGAACACGAUGCGGAACAAUUACGGCUGUGACCUGGACUCGCUGACCACUGGUUCCCGGAUCGGGAUGAUGCGCAGCUCGAGCGGCGACCUCCACUAUUACAUCAACGGAGUAGACCAGGGUGUGGCUUGCUCUGGGCUGCCGCCAGAGCUGUACGCUGUGGUUGAUCUGUACGGACAAUGCGUCCAAGUGUCCAUUACCAGCGGCUCAUUACCGGUGGACAACAGCCUGUCCCUGAGCAAUGCCACUGAGAAAUCCUUUCCAAUACACUCUCCAGUACCAGGCAUCGCGCACCGCUUCCACACCAACUGCGGGAAGUACGUGGCCCUCCAGAACGACGGCUGCCGGGCAGUAAGAGUCCAUGGAUUCUCCCACGGGAUUGUCUUCAGCAUGAAGGAGCUGAAACCUGACGAAAUCUUUGAGGUUAAGAUUGAUGAGAUCGACGAGCAGUGGUCGGGCUCGCUGCACAUUGGACUGACCACCCUUCAGCCGUUUGAGAUCUCCUGUGCCUCGUCGGGGCUGCCAUCUUCGUUGCUGGAGCUGAGGUCGAAGGUCAGCUGGCUGGUCAGCGGCUCGGAGGUCAGGCGCAACGGCGCACUGCAGAAGCAGAACUAUGGCUUCUCACUGGAGCGGUUGACGGUAGGAAACCGAGUUGGUGUGAAGCGGGGCAGCGACGACACCAUGCACAUCUUUGUCGACGGAGAGGACAUGGGUGUGGCGGCGGCCGGCAUUGCCAAGAAUGUUUUCGCAGUCGUGGACCUGUACGGGAAGGUUGUGUCGGUGUCCAUCGUGAGCUCCAGCACCCUGGAAGAGACCGAGAGCACCAAACCGCCCUCGAUGUCGUCGGGCAGCUGCAGCGAAGAGGAGGAAGAUCCGAGCCCUUGUGAGAACGAGGCAUCAGUGUUCAUGGCAACCAUAGAGUUCAUGGAGAAUCAUGGCAGGAACAUACUGCUGUCCAACGAUGGGCACACCGCCACCCGGGUAGCCAGCUACAACCAGGGUGUGGUGGCAUCUGCACAGCCGUUACCCAGGCAACUGCUUUUUCAGAUUCGGAUCGAUCGUUUAAAUACACAGUGGACCUCCUCACUCUCGUUGGGUGUGAUUGGCCAUUGCCCUGAGCGGUUUAAUUUCCCAGGCACUGCCUCCUCAAUCAAACGUUCUGCUUGGCUGAUCCAGCGAGGCUCUGUGUUUCAUAAUUCCUUAAAGAUUUGUGACAAUUAUGGUCCCAACCUGGACACGUGUCCGGAGGGGACUGUCCUUGGACUCCUGGUCGACAACACACAAAGUCUGCACCUGUAUGUUAACGGAAUGGACCAAGGUGUCGCUGCCCAAGAUGUCCCUAACCCUUGUUUCGUAGUCGUCGACCUAUACGGUCAAUGUGAACAGGUUACCAUAGUGACCAAUGACAUCAUGGCCCCAGGAGGUGACGGCAGCCACUUGCGUUGUCAGGGUGACGUGGAGAAAGCUGACGUGGUUGAUGGUAUCAAGGAGAACCUGUGCUGGACACCGCCUCCUGAAGUGAAUCCCAUGAAAACGUGUGAAUAUCAGGCCCUUUGUGCCAGGUUUAAGGAGCUCCUUCCUCUGCCAGACGGAUACUUCAACGAGGAGCUGAAGUGCAACUUGUGCUACUGUGAGUCCUGCCACAAGUUGCGCGGAGACGAGGCGUACUACAAGCGGGGCGACCCACCCAAAGACUACGCCCUCCCCUUCGGCUGGUGCAGGUUCGCACUCAGGUUGAAUCCACGCUGCGAAGUCACCAACGUUUACAAGAAAUGGCACACAGCUUACCACGGGACGUGUGUGGGAUCCCUGAGGCGUGCCCUGGACCAUGGGGAGCUGGUAUCAGCAGGGAGUGCAUCGAUAUUCUGCACCAAGCAGACGAAGGUGGAGCUACAGAAUGGAUACAACGAGCCCGAGGGGAACAGCGCACAGGAGAAGGACGCUGUCAAAGUUAGCCUCUCUCCAACAAUGCGAUACAUCGGGCUCGAUCACUUCUGCCCCAAAAUACGAUUCAAGGACGUAAAAUCCCAGAGGCACCAUCAGGCACAGGUGGCCUUCCAGGUGUGCGUGCGGCCGGGAUCAUACAAGAUUGGGCCGCAGUCGAUCGGGGCCAGCGAGUCCAUCGACCCCAGGUUCAGCAACAACGAGAUCGAGUGGAUCACUAAGGAAAGAGCUUCGACCGUUCUCUACGGCCUCUUGAUCCGGGUGGAGUGAAAGAUCUCCGUUUAAAGACCAAACCCCACCCUCUCUCCCCCCCCCCCCCACUCCCCACCCCCCACCUCACCCUUCACUGUUCCCGCUUAUGAAGAGAGAUCGAGAGCGUGUAAGAUCCCACAGAGAGAAUGCCACUUCAAGUGCUGUGACUGAACUCUGCAAUGGCAGCAACAGGGGGGCGGGGGGGGGGGGCAGUGGCGUUGGCUGUUCAGGGUAGGAGGGUUGGGGCGGUGCAGGCUACAGGGACGGACUGCAACUCACGGGACAGUAGCAUCCGCCCUUGCACACUUUGACACGACUCUCGCACUAGUGGAACGCUGCACUUUUGACUCUUGUAUCAGCUGAACGACAAACAAGAACUAUCCGACGGACUCGGCUGUUCAUUUGAAGUUACUCGUGUGGUUGAGGAAGGGGGGGGAGACCUUUAUUGGAAGUUUGCAGUGGGUGGAGGAAAGGGCGAGGUGGGCUUUCCACUGCAACAAUACGUUUUCUAGGUUUUUAAAGAGGAAAAAGUGUCUUGCGUCUGAACUCUCAAGAGGUUUCCUGGCCAGCUUUGGAAGCUGGAUAAAUGGGAUCACAGCAGAAAGGUCUCUGCUGCUGGCUAAUUGUGCCUCGUCUAUUUUGGGGGUAUUGGAGGGUUUUUUUUUACAGAGAAUGUCCAUUGUCGAGGAAGCCAGCAGAACCCAAGCUGCCUGAGACUAGAAAACGGGCCACAAGCUGCAACGACAGAAGUCCCCUUGGCAAACCUGCAUGGCUGCUGCAGGGAGAUCUGCAGACUUGUACAGUGUGUGAACUGCUGGGUGGGGCGGGUGGUUUGUAAAGGAUGGGGGGGGGGAGGUGGUGGUUGGUGGCAUGAAUCUAUGUUCUGCCAGUAGGCAGGAAAGGAACCAAGCUGCAGGGCCAGAUCAUGACGACAUUGCCACCACAGUGCUGGGUAUAUGCCCAGUCAACCCCGGUGAGCUUUACUGCCUGAAGCCGGUUUGGCCCAGCACAGCAAGAGUUGUGGUCGCUUCCAGGAGGAGGACGUUUGGCCCAUCUUGUUGAUACCGACCAAGGGCAGUUCCGCUUCCCAGCUGUGAAUCCGUAGCUAUCUGAGUUACAGCUCUCAAGGUACUGUUUAAACAUGGUGAGGAUCUCUACUUCCAUCAGUGAGGUGCAGACUCCUACUACUCCGUGUAGGAACAUCCUUUCUGAACUUCCCUCUAAUCUUUCUACCGACUAACUUGAAGCUACGCCCUCAAGUCAUUACCUUCUCUGCUAGGGGGACGCGCGCUUCCUUAUCACCCCCUCAGUUUUGUACACCUCAGUCAAAUGCCUGUCGAUCGACUUUUUUGCAGAGAUGACUGCUUCCCUGGGCAGACCAGCGUGGUUUGCAAUCUGCAGACCAGUUUUUUUUUGUCCUUUUUUUUGCAACCGUAAGGUAUUGUUUUUGCACUGAGCUGUCUGGUCAAUCUACUGUAAAUAUUCCCUUCCCCACCCCUUCCCACCCACCAUCUUUUCCUUAAAAAAAAAAUGCCAGACAUUUUGUAAGAGUGAUGUCCUCCAAAUGCAGAAGGCAUCGCAACAGGAACAGACUGAAGAGAGGGGAGAGCUCCAGAGACUGAGGGGAACCAACUUUGCUUCUGUAGAUCCUAUGUCUCCACUGUACAUUGUCCCAGUGUGCCAGAGGCUCAGCUUACACAAGUCAGAUCUCUGCAGUAGUUGAGAGGAAGAGGUACAUUUAAUGUUUUUUUUUACCCCCAGUACCUGUAGAGCUUCCAUUUGAACCCUCUCACCUGGCCUUUGAUUUGAUUUGUCGGCCUUCUCAUGCUGAGAUUUUAUGGUUUAUGCUGACAUUGCAUAAGUAUAUUUGAAAAAUAACUCAGCAUUGAGUGAAUGUACGCACACCUGUGUGCGUGAAGAAUUUGGAGAUGGUUAACUUGUGCUGCAUUUUUGACACAGAAACGGUCCCAAAAAUACUCGCAAGGUCGAGCAGCAUCCAAGAGGAGCUGACCUGUCAUGUUGGUGUUUUUUCCCCAGCAGUGGCGUGGUGGAUAGCGUUGUGGAAGUCAUCAGGCCUGGCCCUAUCCCAGCACUGUUUUAACCCAACGUCUGCAGGGAGCCUGAGCAUUCAUGCCGUCAUUGAUCAGCCAUGUACCAAUGUCUUGGGAGUUUUGUCCCCUCCACCCCCCCCUUAUCUCAGUCCCCUUGCAGCUCUGAGACUAAUUUAUCUUUUCAAUCGUGAACUUUGUGGCUUGCAAGCCAUUGUGCAUAAGAAUAAUAAUCUUGGCUGGAAACAGCGGUUCAGAAAAUGGAAGUUAGCAAUUUUUGUAUAAAUAAAUAAAACUAAUGAUAUUAAUA
This is a messenger RNA of Pristis pectinata (smalltooth sawfish), 6806 nucleotides long. It is a transcript of the gene neurl4, whose product is annotated as neuralized E3 ubiquitin protein ligase 4. NCBI's taxonomy places the organism in Eukaryota, Metazoa, Chordata, Chondrichthyes, Rhinopristiformes, Pristidae. Gene Ontology annotation, molecular function: ubiquitin protein ligase activity. The record is from RefSeq and is a predicted model, not a curated record. The transcript has 28 exons. The coding region runs from base 87 to 4466 and encodes 1459 amino acids.